AUGUCCAACGACCCUACAGUGCGCCGGCUGCUCCCUCAAAACUCGCAGAUGGGGAGCUUCAGCUUUGCGCCUCCGGCUUAUCAGCAGCAACCACGAGAGACGCAAAAGAUCUUUGUGGACGAACAUAACCGUCACAAGCGGUUGAAGGUGAUGAGAGCUUGCGAGGGAUGCCGGAGGAGAAAGAUCAAGUGUGACGCUGCCACCACAAACACCUGGCCCUGCUCAGCAUGCAUACGCCUGAAACUUGUCUGUGUUCGUCCGAACGGCUUCGACGGGUCGUCUGAACCUCAGGUCUACGAACCACCACGAUCCCAGUUUGAGACCUCGCAUGUGCAUGAGGGUUUCCGACAGCCACUACCACUACAAGAUCAACAACAGCUCCUAGGACAUGCACCAAAACCUAACCUCUAUGCGCCGCAGACAUCCUACCAGGACACAUCAGCCCUUUACCAUGCGGUCCAGUAUUCCGAUUCUCAGACAGUCCCUCACAAUCUACAAUAUCAACCUGUGCAUCACGCCGUCAGUGCUGUCAAUGUUGUGGAUCACCAGUAUGGCGCCCAGGCCGCAUUUCCAACACCGCCGAUGCAACAGCCAUCACAUCCAGCAUCUCCGGCGGACACCUACCAGUCAGAAUAUGCACAACAAGACUUGGCCGACCUGUUAGGGUCCUUGAAGGUUAACGAGGCAGGGACAGCGCCCUAUCUAAACAGCAAGAUGCAAUCGAUGAGGGAAGAAGAUCCCGUCGUGGAGGAGGGCGACGAAUACAAGAGUUUGUUGCCACCACUCACAGCUGGUUUGGGAGGAUCCAAAAUUCGAAUUCCGCCAGAGCUUAUGCCCGACGACGACACCGUCCUUCAGUACCUGGACCUGUACUUUACGAAUGCCCAUCCUUAUGUGCCCGUUCUGGAUAAAGCCCACUUCUAUCAACAGUGGCACGACAACAGGGAAUCGAUAUCGCCCCUUCUUUUGGAAGCCAUGUUUGCCAUCUCGGGCCGGUUAGCAGACGAACCGGCCCAAGGGCAACAGUGGCUCGCGCUCGCCACCCGCCACGCCGACUCUUUCAUGGAUAUCCCUCGCCUCAGCACGCUACAGGCACUCAUGAUUCUUCUGAAGGCCCGCGAAUCGGCACCGAAGCGAGGCUACUAUUACCGUUCAUGGAUGAGCAUCGAGCAGUGUGUCCAGUUGGGCAAGGACUUGGGAUUAGAUGAGCAUUACGGAGACCACCGACACGGCAGGUCUUGUGGGUCGAGCCCAUCCGAGUGUGCCCUGAAGACGAGAAUUUGGCAGACAUUAUUCAUGGUGGAGAUGAUGAUUGGUUCUCCUCAGGGGCGAACCGAUUUUCAGGUCGAGGAGGACACGGUGGACUUCAACGUGCCGAGGCUGCUACCCAACCAAGAUGAAUCCGAGUACCACGUUUCGCGCAACUUCACCUACCUCGCCAGAGUGGUUCGCAACGUCAGCCGCAUGGUGGUGGUGUACGGGCGGUUGAAGAAGAGCAAGGAGGUCAAGGAAUGGGGCCUCGAUCCCGAUUUCGUCCAGAUCAGCCCGGCUCUCGAUGCUUGGUUGGCUGAGAUACCGGCAGACAUGUCGAUAACUUAUCCAGCCAACGGCUCACCGCCGUGGCUGCCUUCAGCUUUUGUCGGCAACGUCCAUUCGUACUACUACUUGUCGAUUAUCCUGUUCAACAGGCCUCAGCUCGCCUUCUUGUCCCCUUCCACGCCAGGGGGCCAAUGGAAACAUCACAUGCUGGUGUCGUACAACGCAGCCAAGAUGCUGUGCAGACUCCAGGAGGCUGUCAUGGGCGCGUACGGACUGAACGGACUGCUGUGCAUGCAGCGGGGCAUCAACUUUACCAUUUACGCGGUGCUCGCAUGCAUUGUCCUACACCUCGUUGCCUUGACAUCACCAGACCCAGACCUGAACUCGGAAGCCAGGGAGUACUUUACGCGCCACAUGAGGAUCCUGGAAAAGUGCAUGAGCUCGUGGCCCAUGCCGGACAUGCAGAGGCAGAUCGACUCGGUGCGGGAGGCCUUUUCUGCGGACGUCCGGAAGCCGUUCGUGCUGAAGCCCAGCUUCCCGUACGGCAGCCCGCAUUCCAACUCGCACCCCAGCCCGCCCGGGCCCAGGCUCUUGGACACGCAGGUGCCACACUCGCAAGUUAGUUACAGCCUCCCCAUCACACCCAUCUCCACCGUCGGCCCGCUGGACAGCAAGAGUGACUCCUCCCCCGGUGUACAGUCGCUCGGAAUGAUGCCUUCCGGCCAUGGCGCUCAGGCACCGGCCGCCGUGCCGCAGUCGUCGUUGGCUUUGGCAGAGGCGCCGCCUGCGUGGAACCCGUCGCGGAUUUUUGACCAAUGGAACACCUCUUUCGGCACCCCUCCAGUCCAGUCGUCACCAACAGGGGGACAGGGUGGUGGUGGUGGUGGUGGUGGUGCGAUGAGCGCUUCAUCCGGCGCCUCGGACACGGCGAGCAUACACGACAUGCACGCGGUGCAGGCGCAGCUUAGGACAGCUGCACAGCAGCAGCAGCCCAUGCCGGCGGCAGCAGCGCAGUAUUCGGCCGCCGUGGCCCCGGUGCAGAACUUUGUCACACCGGCCAUGUGGCAGGAAUCGGUGGCGAGCGUGUACGAGGCUGGGGGUGGGCUGAAGCGAGGGUGGGAUUAUGAUGGGCAUAUGCCUGUUAGCAAGCGACACCACUGA
This is a messenger RNA of Podospora anserina S mat+, 2700 nucleotides long. RefSeq lists its product as uncharacterized. The transcript is spliced from 6 exons. Bases 1 to 2700 code for a protein of 899 amino acids. Lineage: Eukaryota; Fungi; Ascomycota; Sordariomycetes; Sordariales; Podosporaceae. The record is from RefSeq and is a predicted model, not a curated record. Gene Ontology annotation, molecular function: DNA binding; DNA-binding transcription factor activity, RNA polymerase II-specific; zinc ion binding. Gene Ontology annotation, biological process: DNA-templated transcription; regulation of DNA-templated transcription.